Molecule: messenger RNA, 1191 nt
Organism: Acanthocheilonema viteae
Lineage: Eukaryota; Metazoa; Nematoda; Chromadorea; Rhabditida; Onchocercidae
Source: the annotation of a GenBank genome assembly
AUGAAAUCUUGUAGUGAGGGAAAUGAAUCGAGACUUGUACAGUUUCCAAAUGGCAAAAUAGUUGGAGCACGAUGGUUGAUAAGAAGAAUUUUAGGAACUGGCGCUUACGGAGCAGUUUAUGAGGUACAGAGCGUAACAAAUCCUUUAAUCAGUGGAGCGCUUAAAGCUGAAUCAAAUUCUGCAGCAGAUAGUAUUUUAAAAUUGGAGGUUGAAGUAUUAAAGCAACUACAAAGUCGUAAAUAUACCGUGCGUCUGUUGUAUUCUGGUAAAAGAGAAACAUAUAGUUAUAUGGUGAUGACAUUGUGUGGUCCGGAUUUGCUUACACUCAAAAAUAUGAAAAAUUUGGAAACAUUCAGUGAGAGUACUAUACUUCGUAUUGCUGUACUAAGCUUAUAUGCUAUUAAACAGUUGCAUGAAAUUGGUUUUGUACAUCGUGAUAUAAAACCAAGUAAUAUGGCAAUAUCACCAACUGCUAGUGUUCGCCAUAUUAUUUACUUACUGGAUUAUGGGAUGGUUCGAAAAUAUGCAAUUUACAGUAAUAAGCAAUGGUUUAUCAGACAACCGAGAAAACGGGUUUUACUUCGUGGAACACUACGAUACUGUUCAGUGAAUACUCAUAAACGAAAUGAGCAAGGACGAGUUGAUGACCUCUGGUCAUUAAUGUACAUGCUGAUUGAAUUACGCAGCAAUUAUCUACCAUGGGGCAAAGCAACACGUGAAGAUCGUAUUCUCUAUCUUAAAGAAUCUAUUUCUGAUAAGCAACUUUUAUCAAAUGGAAAGAUGGAAUUUUAUGAACAAAUUUUAACACAUCUUCGUAAAUUACGUUACCCGGAUAGACCCGAUUAUCAUUACGUGUACAAACUGAUGAUAUUACCUAUGAUAAGAAAACGAUACUUGUUUAACGAACCGUAUGAUUGGGAAAUUAUACCAGAAAAUGAAACACAAGAAGAAUCGGAAUUGUUAGAAAAAUCUCAUAUAUCAUCAAAAUCCACUAGUCCAAUUAGUGUCAAAUCUAGCAAUCUAAUCAUUCCGGAAGAUAUACCAGUAGCACAGGAACAGGCAUUUGAUGAAGGCGAAAAUGAUGUACCAGAUAUAAUGAAAACUUCUUAUCAUGUUUGCCAACGACGACAAGAUCGCGAUCGACGUGCGUUGCAAGAUGAAAGCAAUCCACCAAAUGAAGAUUUACCAUAA